Messenger RNA from Brenthis ino (lesser marbled fritillary), 5559 nucleotides. NCBI's taxonomy places the organism in Eukaryota, Metazoa, Arthropoda, Insecta, Lepidoptera, Nymphalidae. The record is from the annotation of a GenBank genome assembly.
AUGCUGUGUGUCCAAACGGUAUCUGCGAAUAGGCCACCGCGGUUUCUUUUCGAUGGACGCUCAGAAAUAGUUUUAAGAUUAAAGGAAGGGCCUGACACACCUGUUGGGAGUUUAAUAUACCGCUUAAGGGGCGUCGACCCCGAUGGCGACACAUUGCAAUUCGGAAUACGAGAGCAAGUCGGUAGUGAUAUAUUAAGAAUAGAAGCCAUUUCGUCCAACGAAGCUAAUAUUUAUUUAGUUAAGGAAUUAGAUAGAGAAGUACGCGAUGAAUACUCAUUUGUACUAACGUUAACUGAUGGUCACUUGGGGGAGGGUAACUUUAUCACGCAAAGUUUCCUGCUAUUAGUCGAAGAUGUAAACGACAACGAACCUGUAUUUAAACCUUAUCCCUCUGCAAUAACUGUUAAAGAAGACGCACCGCCCGGUGUUUUGCUUACCGUAGAAGCAACAGACCUUGACGAAGGAGCUUAUGGACAAGUUUUGUACAAUUUGCAAGAAUUAGAUGGCGAUGUGGAUAACUUUGCUAUUCAAACUGUAAAUGGAAAAGGGGUGAUACGUUUAACAAACCGGUUAGAUUAUGAACAAAAAUCGUUGUAUCAAUUGCGAGUUCUAGCAGUAGAUAGAGCGAACCAAGGGAGAGUAAAUACGGGUACGGCUGCUAUAUUAGUUAAAGUUCAAGAUAUUGAGGAUCAACCUCCUGAGUUUAUCGUCGCAAGUCCAGUUACGAGGAUUAGUGAAGAUGCACCCGAGGGAACUUCAGUAUUACAAGUUCGGGCAAUUGAUGGUGAUAGAGGGAUCAAUAAUCGAAUCUCCUACAGUAUCAUAUCUGGUGGAGAGGAGCAUUUUGAUAUUGAUAGCAGCUCUGGAAUUGUUUACACUAUUAGUCCAUUAGACAGAGAAGAUCCUAAUAAUAGCAAUGGAGCUUACAUAUUGGAAAUUUUGGCCACAGAAGAAUCUCACAUGGUCUCGCCCUUGCCAAGUGCUACUACUGAAGUAACUGUUAUAAUAACAGAUGUGAAUGAUGAAAAACCAAGAUUUCGCAGUGAGAGAUAUGUUGGAGAAAUCAUAGAGAAUGCUCAACAAAACACACCUAUAACAUUCCUUCAAGAUGCUGUACCAGAAGUGUUUGAUUACGAUCAGGGUAAAAAUGGAACAUUUGAACUCUAUUUAGUAGGUGAUAAGGGUGUUUUUGAUGUGACACCAUUUAAAGGUAUCAAUGAAGCAUCUUUCUUAAUAAGAGUAAAUGAUCCGUUAUACCUGGAUUAUGAGGAAGUUACAGUCAUGAAUUUUAGUUUAGUAGCUAAAGAAAUUGUUGCUAAACAACCAAAGAUGAGUGUAGUUCCAAUAACAGUGCAUAUAAAAGAUGAGAAUGACAACUUUCCUGAGUUCACUGAAUCUUUAUAUGUAGUUUCUGUGCCUGAAAAUUGUGGAGUUGGUACAACUGUAGCGUGGGUGCAAGCAUUAGAUCAAGACUCGGAUAACUAUGGUACAAGAGGUGUUAGAUAUACCAAUCUUGGUGGAAGUAUUGCUCACUUAUUACAUCUUAACCCCAUAUCAGGCGUGAUAACUGUAAGGGAAGCUGGCGAUGAAAACUUUGAUCGAGAACUUGUGUCGAGACACUACCUCACUGUUGAAGCAAGAGAUGAUCAGGGUAAAGGUAACAGAAACACAGUACAAUUAAUAAUUAAUAUAGAAGAUGUGAACGACAACGCACCGAUGUUCCUUGCAAAUAAGUACGAGGCGAGAUUGUUGGAGAAUGAACUCGAAUUUGAAAACCCUCUUUUUCUGGAAGCAAGAGAUAUUGAUUUAAACGGAACAAAAAACAGUCACAUAGAAUAUUCAAUAGUUGGUGGCGAUUACAAGAAUAACUUCUCGAUCGAUCCACACCUCGGUAUCAUAAUUCCGUCGGUCGCUGUGGACUUCGAACAGAUUCCCGGGGACAACAGCAAUAUACGACCUAUACAUUUAACUGUGCUCGCUCGAGAUUUCGGCGUGCCGCCGCUGUCGUCCACAGUGCCGGUAACUAUAUACGUACAAGACGUGAACGACCACGCGCCGCUCUUCACACAGACCGUGUACCGGCGCGCCAUCCCCGAGGACAUGCCUGGUGGCACUAGUGUGCUAGAGGUUAAAGCCCGAGACGGAGAUGGGUCGUCGCCAAAUAACCGUAUAGUGUAUCGGAUACAGCGCGGCGCGAGCGACAAGUUCGUGAUCGACUCCCGCACGGGGCUGGUGUCGGUCGCUAACGGGUCCAAUUUAGACCCGGAUAGGACCGACCCGAAAACUACCCGGUAUACUUUGACUGUGGUGGCACUGGACGGAGGUAUCGGAGAUCAACAAUUAAGUUCAUCUGUAAUCGUAAAUAUUACUAUAGUGGACGUGAACAAUAAACCGCCGAUACUUCUAGAACCCGGAACUGUACAUGUUAUGGAGAACACACAGGUCGGAACACCAAUAUUCAGAGCUCAGGCAUACGAUUUGGACGAACAACCGGUGUUACGGUUCGCCAUAGACAAGGCGUCUAGUUACGCGAGGGACGAAGACGGUAUACCGGUACCGAUAACAGAAUAUGACUAUCUGUCUCUAUGGGAUUUGAAUACUGUUGAUGGUACUUUGAAACUUAUUAGAUUAUUAGAUAGGGAGAAAGUUGAAAUUAUAAAACUAGCGAUCACAGUAGAAGAUAUGGCAGCUAUAGACGACGGUCCGGAACAAAUUGCCCAAGAGAUACUGACAAUUGUCGUAGAGGAUGAAAAUGAUAAUAAUCCGAAGUUCAGAAAACCAUUCUAUAAAACAUCCAUAACAGAAAACUCUAAGAACGGAUUGCAUAUCGAAACUGUGACAGCCGAUGAUGCAGAUAAGAAUCGGACUAUGACGUAUUUUCUCGAAGGUGCUGAAGAGUUAAGAAGUCUCUUACAUUUGGAGAGUUCAACGGGCGAGUUGGUGGUCGCUAACAAAAUAGACCACGAAAUAUAUUCCUGGUUGAAUAUAACCGUCAAAGCUGUGGACAGCGGGGUCCCGCCGAGGUAUGCUGUGGUGGAUAUGUUUAUACAGGUGCUAGAUGAGAACGAUAACAACCCUAUAUUCGACCCUUCGCCCUUCGAGUACCGUGUGAGAGAGGACGCCGAGCCCGGAACCACUGUAACUAAUAUAUCAGCAAAGGAUGCAGAUUCCGGGGAAUAUGGGAAGAUUACGUAUCUACUUGAUCGUGUUUCUACACAGGGCAAGUUUCUAAUAAACGCGGACACAGGCGCGUUGAAGGUGUCGGAUUGGUUGGACCGGGAGGCGCAGACGUCGUACAACCUGGUGGUGGAGGCGUGGGACAAUUAUCAGUUUGGAUACCUCAGUGGGGAGAGCAGGAAUGCUUUUAAACAGAUAGUGGUGUACAUAGAAGAUGUAAACGACAACCCGCCGGUGUUAAAUCUGCCAACAGAAUGCGCCACCAUCACUGAGUUUCACAACUAUAGGGAACCCAUAGUGUCCAUAUCCGCUACAGACGCGGACGAUAACAACACGCCUAAUGGGAGAGUGCAGUUUCAUUUGGUCGGUGGGAAAGGACAUGAUCUCUUCCGUUUCGAGCAAGUGGGUGGUGACGCGAACACGGGUCGGCUAUUCGCCAAACACUCGUUAAAGGAUCGUUUUGGUAACUACUCCCUCAUAGUGGAGGCGAGAGAUCUCGGCAUUCCGGCGAACGUUGUGAGAGGGGAAUUACAUGUCUGUGUGAUGGAUUUCAACGAUCAUGCACCUAUAUUUGUGCAUCCUACACAGAAUGUCACCAUUAAAGUACCUGAGAACGCAACAAUAGGUAGUACAGUUGUGGAAGUGCACGCGAUAGACGCGGACGUGGGCCCCAACGGCGCCGUGCGCUACCGCCUGCGCCAGGACGACCGCUUCACGCCCUUCACGCUGCACGCCACCAGCGGCGUGUUACGCACUACACGCCCUCUCGACAGGGACAAACAGACUAUCUAUCAGUUAAGAAUAGAGGCAUACGACCUUGGACUCCCGACUCCGCUCAGUUCCGACCUGGAUUUAACUAUAUAUGUACAGAAUGUCGACAACUACCGCCCCAGGUUCCCAUACAAACACAUAAAUUUGAAUAUAACUGAAAAUAUGCAAAAUUAUAGUACGUAUUUACCAAGUGUCAUAGAGAGGGAUGAAAUAGACAGAGGAGACGAACCGGUGUUGCCAGUCUGCUUUUAUAUUGUGGACGGCAAUGACGAUGGCAUGUUCGAUUUGGAGAGAAAUACUCAUAGAUUAACAUCAAAAGCCUUGGAUAGGGAAGUUAAAUCCCAAUACUCACUGACAAUACUAGCUACAGAAGACUGUUUGUCCAAACCGACAUAUGAUGAAGAUUUAGACGGUAUAAGUACUUUGAAUGUGCACGUAAUAGUUAACGACUUGAAUGAUAACAGUCCAACGUUUGUGAGCAAAAUUUUCACUGGAGGAGUGACUACUGAGGCCGAUUUUGGUAUAGAAUUCAUGCAUGUUAAGGCUAUAGAUUUGGACGAAGGCAUCAACGCAAAAAUUAAUUAUUAUCUUCUUGGCGAAGUAAAAGAAACUUUAACAGAGGGUUUGGAAAACUUAGCAGUAUCGCCUUUCUUGGUGAAUGUUGAAACCGGCGCUGUUUCGCUAAACUUCGACCCUCAAAAGGGAAUGAAGGGCUAUUUUGAUUUUAAGGUAUUAGCAAAUGACACCGACGGACUGCAAGACGUGGCACACGUUUUCAUUUACUUACUAAGAGAAGACCAACGUGUGCGUUUCGUUCUACGCUCCCAUCCUUCGGAGAUACGAGAUAAAAUACACACAUUCAGAGAAAAACUCGCCCUUGUAACGGAAUCUGUUGUGAAUGUUGACGACUUGAGAGUACACGAGAACAAAGAUGGAUCAGUGGACAAUACUAAGACUGAUCUGUAUUUACAUUUAGUGAACGGUGAAGACCACUCUGUGUUGGAAGUGGACCAAGUGUUGAAGUUGGUCGAUAAGAAUAUAGAGCAGCUAGAUGAUUUGUUUAAGGAAUUCAACGUAUUAGACACUCAGCCGGCAGAGUACGAGCCCCUCACGGCCGACACUCUAACAUCCAACCAAACAGUAUACUGGCUCGUUUGGACAACUCUAUUUCUCGCCGUACUUCUUGUGAUCUCCAUCAUGACUUGUUUAUCGCAAAGAGCGGAUUACGUGAGGAAAUUGAAAGCUGCCACGGCUACCGCUUAUUCAUCUCCCACAGCACGUGAAUCCGAUAUGACAAUUCGCAGUUCUGGAGGUAGAGUACCAAACACAAACAAACACAGUACAAAGGGAUCAAAUCCAAUAUGGCUGCACGCAUACGAAAACGACUGGUAUAAAUCAGAUGACCAAUUAAGUCACUCAGAAAGAGAUUCACUCGACGAAAAUGCGGUCGACCAAGAUUUGACAAACGAGAAACCAUAUUUCAUAACAACCGCCGCAUUCCCUUCGAUACAAUCAAACGAAACAGAAACUGAAACCAACCAGGGGAAUUAUGAUUUCUAUCAACAGUUGGAGCAAAUGAAAAACGCCAAAAAUAUGGAGACCACUGAACUU